AUGUCCGUGCCCCAGAUCCAAGUAGAAGAAGUAGGUGGGGAAGAAGCGCUGGCGGGGGCAGCUGCACCGGCUGAUGACCACCUCCGGAGCCUGAAGGCCCUCACCGAGAAACUGAGGCUGGAGACCCGCAGGCCGUCCUACCAGGAAUGGCAGGCCAGACUGGAAGAGCACACGUGGCCCUUCCCGAGGCUAGCUGCGGAGCCGGAGGCCAGCGCGGAGCAGGGGGAGCGUGCAGGGGAGGAGCCCCUGCCCCCCCAGAGAGCGCCCCAGCAGCACCCCACCCCAACCGGCGGUGAUGGCCAGGCUGAAGAAAGGCCCCUGGCCCCGGGCAAGCUGGAGGGCUUUCAGAGCAUCGAUGAAGCCCUAGCCUGGCUCAGGAAGGAGCUGACGGAGAUGCGGCUGCAGGACCAGCAGCUGGCUAGGCAGCUCAUGCGCCUGCGCGGGGACAUCAACAAGCUGAAGAUCGAGCAGACCUGCCGGCUGCACAGGAGGAUGCUGAACGAUGCCACCUGCGAGCUGGAGGAGCGAGAUGAGCUGGCUGACCUCUUCUGCGACUCCCCGCUGGCCUCCGCCUUCAGCCUCUCCACACCGCUCAAGCUCAUCGGGGUCACCAAGAUGAACAUCAACUCACGGAGGUUCUCUCUCUGCUGA
Molecule: messenger RNA, 651 nt
Organism: Lepus europaeus (European hare)
Lineage: Eukaryota; Metazoa; Chordata; Mammalia; Lagomorpha; Leporidae
Gene: FAM167A
Product: family with sequence similarity 167 member A
Exons: 2
Coding region: 1-651 (216 amino acids)
Source: RefSeq, a predicted model, not a curated record